AUGAGUCGAAUUCUCCUGGGACUCCUCAAGCUGGGUGAGUCGACUUCACGGUGCCGCACAAGGCGAUUGAGUUUAAACCUUGUGACAAGAUCAAACAAGGGCAAAAAUGAGUUUGAAACAGAGGUGAAGACAAUUGGUUCUAUUCACCAUGUAAACUUGGUACGCCUCAUUGGCUUCUGCAGCGAGGGAAACUACCGCAGACUGUUGGUGUACGAGCACAUGGAGAAUGGGUCUUUAGACAAGCACCUCUUCAACAAUACAUUUGUCCUUCCAUGGCUUGCACGCUUCAACAUCGCUCUUGGCAUCACAAGAGGAAUGAAUUACUGUCAUGACUAUUGUCAAUCGUGUAUUGUGCACUGUGAUUUGAAGCCCCAGAAUGUCCUUCUCGAUGCCCACUUUGCUCCCAAAAUAUCAAACUUUGGCCUAGCAAAGCUCAUGUCGAGGGAACAAAGCUGCACUCUUACAGUUUUAAGAGGAACGAGGGGCUAUCUGGCACCAGAAUGGUUUGUUGAUGUUCCCAUCACUGUGAAAGCAGAUGUGUAUAGCUAUGGCCAAUUGUUGUCGGAGCUCGUCAGUGGAAGAAAAAACUUCAUUCCCACAGGAAGCCCCAGAAAGCAAUAUUAUCCUCGUUGA
This is a messenger RNA of Cryptomeria japonica (Japanese cedar), 633 nucleotides long. Its product is annotated as G-type lectin S-receptor-like serine/threonine-protein kinase At2g19130. Gene Ontology annotation, biological process: protein phosphorylation. NCBI's taxonomy places the organism in Eukaryota, Viridiplantae, Streptophyta, Pinopsida, Cupressales, Cupressaceae. Gene Ontology annotation, molecular function: ATP binding; protein kinase activity. Bases 1 to 633 code for a protein of 210 amino acids. The transcript has a single exon. The record is from RefSeq and is a predicted model, not a curated record.